CUCUCUCUCUGUCUCUGCAAGAAAAAUGCGGGUCCUAAUCGAUUCCGUUGACCUCCUCUGCUUCCUCCUCCUCCUCUCUGUGGGCCUGGCCGGCGCAGGCGCCGGCGACGGAGAUUCCCCCGGCAACCCCUUCACCCCGCGGGCCUCCCUCCUCCGGUACUGGAACAAGGAGAUCCCCAACGCCGCCCUCCCCAAGCCCGCCUUCCUCCUCUCCAAGGCCUCCCCGCUCGACGCCGUCGACGCCGCCGCCUUCGCCAAGCUCGCCGCCCGCGGCUCCCUCGCCGACCACCUCCCGGCCUUCUGCGCCGCCGCCGGCCUGCUCUGCUUCCCGGACCUGUCCCCGAGCCUCGAGAAGCACCCCACCGACUCCGACUUCGCCGUCUACAGCAACAAGAACUUCUCCAACUACGGCAACGACCGGCUCGGCGGCCUCGACUCGUUCAAGAACUACUCCGACGGCGAGAACGUCCCCAUCGACACGUUCCGCCGGUACAGCCACGACUCCUCCGGCCACGGGGACCGGUUCGCCAACUACGGCCCCGGGGGCAAUGUGGUCGACCAGAGCUUCAGCAGCUACGGCGGCGGCGCCACCGGGGGCACGGGCGAGUUCAAGAACUACAACCCCGAGGUCAACGUGCCCAACCUCAACUUCAACAAUUACGGCUCCGACGCCAACGGCCGGGCCCAGACCUUCACCGCCUACACCGACGAGACCAACGCCGGCGCCGAGAGCUUCAGCAGCUACGGCAAGAACGGGAACGGGGCUCCCAACAAGUUCGCCGAGUACGCCUCCGACUCCAACGUCAUCACCUCGGAUUUCAACGGCUACGGCCAGGGCGGCAACGGCGCAAACGACACCUUCGCGAACUACGGUAAGGACGGGAACGUCCCGGAGAACAACUUCAAGAACUACGGCGACGGAGGGAACGGGAUCAGCGACGGCUUCGCGAAUUACAGAGACCAGUCCAAUGUGGGCGACGAUUCGUUCCAGUCGUACGCGAAGAACUCGAACUCGGCAAAGGUCCAUUUCGCCAAUUACGGCAAGUCCUUCAACGAAGGCACGGACAAGUUCAGCGGGUACGGCCAGGCCGCGAAGGGGCAGGAGGUCGAGUUCAAGACCUACGGCGUCAACAACACCUUCAAGGACUACGGCAAGACCGGCGUUCGGUUCGCCCAGUACGCCAACGCCACCGGCGUGGCGGCGGCGGCGGCGGCGGCGAUGGUCAGUGGCAGGGCCGUGAAUAGGUGGGUGGAGCCGGGCAAGUUCUUCCGGGAAUCGAUGCUGAAGAAAGGGACGGUGAUGCCGAUGCCGGACAUUACGGAUAAAAUGCCCAAAAGGUCGUUUCUGCCCCGUUCGAUCCUGUCCAAAUUACCCUUUUCAACCUCGAAGCUCGCGGAGCUGAAGCGGAUCUUCCACGCAGGAGACAACUCGUCCAUGGAGGCGAUGAUGGCCAACGCACUGGCGGAGUGCGAGCGGGCGCCCAGCGCGGGGGAGACCAAGCGGUGCGUGGGGUCCAUCGAGGACAUGAUCGACUUCGCCACGUCGGUCCUGGGCCACAACGUCGUGGCCCGAUCCACGGAGAGCACGGCCGGGUCGAAGCACGACGUCAUGGUCGGGGCGGUUCACGGGAUCAACGGCGGGAAAGUGACCAAGUCCGUAUCGUGCCACCAGAGCCUCUUUCCAUACCUGCUCUAUUACUGCCACUCCGUCCCCAAGGUCCGGGUCUACGAGGCGGAUCUGCUCGAUCCCAGGACCAAGGCCAAGGUCAACCACGGCGUGGCCAUCUGCCACGUCGACACGUCCGCCUGGAGCGCCACCCACGGGGCGUUCCUGGCCCUAGGGUCGCGGCCUGGUAUGAUCGAGGUCUGCCAUUGGAUUUUCGAGAACGACUUAACUUGGGCGACUGCCGAUUGAACGAUUUGAAAUUAUUGGUGGUGGGUCUUGUGGUGUCUGGAUUUGAUAAUUUGCGUCCGGACCAUUGGCUAAAAAGAAAAAAAAAAAGACAUUUAGCGGCUGGCACGAGCCCAUUUUGUAGUUACCUCAAGUAAUUUUUAUUGGAAAACUAUUAUCUAAUAACUAUUCUCACAGGGAUUAAAGUCUAAAAUUGCGGGUUCUUAUCUUUUUCUUGAUUUCACUACUCGAAUGUGAUGAAUUCUUUUUCUUUUUAUCUUCUGGUGGAUUCCUCCUCGAUCAUUGGAGGGCUUAUAGAUGAUAUGAGCAAGAAGAUGUUGAA
This is a messenger RNA of Syzygium oleosum, 2234 nucleotides long. Its product is annotated as polygalacturonase 1 beta-like protein 1. The transcript is spliced from 2 exons. The record is from RefSeq and is a predicted model, not a curated record. Lineage: Eukaryota; Viridiplantae; Streptophyta; Magnoliopsida; Myrtales; Myrtaceae. Bases 26 to 1915 code for a protein of 629 amino acids.